CCGUCGCCGCCGUCCGCCGCUUCGCUGUCAGGCUGCGCCCACCCUAGCACCACGUCCCGAGCCCGUCGCCGCUCUGGACCCAGCCAUCGUCUCGGAUCCGCCGGGAAAAUGUCUGAUGAGUUUUCGUUGGCAGAUGCACUCCCUGAACACUCCCCUGCCAAAACCCCUGCCGUGAGCAAUACGAAAGCUGGCCAACCUCCUCAAGGCUGGCCAGGCUCCAGCCCUUGGAGUAACCCGAGUGCUCUGCCUUCCGUGCCAUCUGGGCUUCCGCCGAGUGCCACACCUUCCACUGUGCCUUUUGGACCAGCACCAGCUGGAAUGUAUCCCUCUGUGCCUCCCACCGGACCUCCUCCAGGACCCCCAACUCCCUUUCCUCCUUCUGGACCAUCCUGCCCCCCACCUGGUGGUCCUUAUCCAGCCCCAGCUGUGCCAGGCCCCGGUCCCACAGGGCCAUAUCCUACACCAAAUAUGCCCUUUCCAGAGCUACCUAGGCCAUAUGGUGCACCCACAGAUCCAGCUGCAGCUGGUCCUUUAGGUCCGUGGGGAUCCAUGUCUUCGGGACCUUGGGCCCCAGGAAUGGGAGGGCAGUAUCCUACUCCUAAUAUGCCAUAUCCGUCACCGGGACCAUAUCCCACCCCUCCUCCCCAAGCACCAGGGGCAGCACCGCCUGUUCCAUGGGGCACUGUUCCACCAGGAGCCUGGGGUCCGCCAGCACCAUAUCCUGCCCCUGCGGGAUCCUAUCCCACACCAGGACUCUAUCCUACUCCCAGCAACCCUUUCCAAGUGCCUUCGGGACCUUCUGGUGCUCCGCCCAUGCCUGGUGGCCCACAUUCUUACCAUUAAGUUAACAAUGGACGAAGAGAUGACGCUUUGCUUUUUGAAGUACAUAUAUAUGCACGUGAAUGCAUAUAUAAAAAUUGCUGGUUUCACUGUUCUUAGAGGGCAUUCAUGAAAGAACAACUCUUGCACCUCUCAGAAGAUGACUGCCUCUUGUACGGAUGUAUAGUACAUCAGAUGGAUACAAUCAGAUAAAAACUUAGAAGUAAAUCAUUCAUGUGAUUUUUUAUUUGGUUUUCAUGAAAAGUUAAAGUGAUUAAGUAUAUUGAAUAACUCUUUGAUACAAUUUGUUUAAAUUAUGAAACUUCACACAUAAAAAUCUAGGAUGAUGUGGAUUAUUGUUAGAAUCUGCAACUUCAUUGGCAAAUUACUUCAAGUAUUUUUCUAUAACCAUUUUCCCCUUCUAAAUAAAUAACCUUUGCAAGUAAUCACAUAAU
Molecule: messenger RNA, 1274 nt
Organism: Carlito syrichta (Philippine tarsier)
Lineage: Eukaryota; Metazoa; Chordata; Mammalia; Primates; Tarsiidae
Gene: MAPK1IP1L
Product: mitogen-activated protein kinase 1 interacting protein 1 like
Exons: 4
Coding region: 109-843 (244 amino acids)
Source: RefSeq, a predicted model, not a curated record